Molecule: messenger RNA, 4374 nt
Organism: Eleginops maclovinus (Patagonian blennie)
Lineage: Eukaryota; Metazoa; Chordata; Actinopteri; Perciformes; Eleginopidae
Gene: ipo5
Product: karyopherin (importin) beta 3
Biological process (GO): protein import into nucleus
Cellular component (GO): cytoplasm; nucleus
Molecular function (GO): nuclear import signal receptor activity; protein binding
Source: RefSeq, a predicted model, not a curated record
GGGACGUUAGCGCCAUUGUGUGACCGAAGCAGAAAGCAAGGCUCUGCCGGGGCUCAUUUCGCCGCUUCACCACCCGGCUUGUCUUUUUUUGGGAUCUUAACUGCAAUGGCGGAACAGCAGCAGCAGCAGUUCUACCUCUUGCUGGGCAACCUGAUGAGCCCUGACAACAACAUCAGGAAGCAAUCAGAGGAGGCUUAUGACACCAUCGUGGGCCAGACCAAGAUCACAUUCUUGCUGCAGGCCAUCCGAGAUGCAUCUGCUGCAGAAGAGGUCAAACAGAUGGCGGCAGUGCUGCUGCGGCGUCUGCUGUCCUCGUCCUUUGAGGAUAUCUACCCGGGUCUGACCCUGGAGAUGCAAACUGUCAUCAAGACGGAGCUGCUGACCAGCAUCCAGACUGAGACCUCGCCCAACAUCCGCAAGAAGGUCUGCGACAUCGCGGCAGAGCUCACGCGCAACCUCAUAGAUGACGAUGGGAACAACCAGUGGCCAGAGGUCCUCAAGUUUCUGUUUGACUCUGUAAACUCUGACAGUGUCAGCCUGCGAGAAUCUGCCCUGCACAUAUUCUGGAACUUCCCAGGAAUCUUCGGCAACCAGCAGCAGCAUUAUAUGGAGGUCAUCAAGCGCAUGCUGGUUCAGUGCAUGCAGGACCAGGAUAACCCACAUAUUCGCACCCUGGCUGCUCGGGCUGCAGCGUCCUUUGUUUUGUCAAAUGAAGGCAACACUGCCCUGCUGAAGCACUUCUCUGACCUGCUGCCAGGCAUCCUGCAGGCAGUGAACGAGUCGUGCUACCAGUCAGAUGACUCGGUGCUCAAGUCCUUAGUGGAAAUUGCAGACACUGCACCCAAAUACCUGAGACCCAACCUGGAGGCCACUCUGCAGCUCUGUCUGAAGCUGUGUGCAGACAGCAACCUGACAAACAUGCAGAGGCAGUUGGCGCUGGAGGUCAUUGUCACUUUAUCUGAGACUGCAGCAGCCAUGCUGAGGAAACACACAGCCAUUGUGGCUCAGAGUGUGCCCCAGAUGCUGGCUAUGAUGGUGGACCUGGAGGACGAUGACGAGUGGGCCAUGGCUGAUGAGCUGGAGGAUGAUGACUUUGACAGUAACGCUGUGGCUGGGGAGAGCGCUCUGGACAGAAUCGCCUGUGGUCUGGGAGGAAAGAUAAUCCUACCCAUGAUCAAACAGCACAUCAUGACGAUGCUGCAGAACCCUGACUGGAAGUACCGCCACGCCGGCCUGAUGGCGCUGUCGGCCAUCGGUGAGGGCUGCCACCAGCAGAUGGAGGCCAUCCUCCAGGAGAUCGUCAGCUUUGUCCUGCUCUUCUGCUCCGAUCCCCACCCAAGGGUACGAUAUGCUGCCUGCAACGCAAUUGGACAAAUGGCCACAGACUUUGCCCCGACCUUCCAAAAGAAAUUCCACGACAAGGUGAUCUCCGCUCUUCUUCAGACCAUGGAGGACCAGAGUAACCCACGGGUUCAGGCUCACGCUGCUGCCGCCCUCAUCAACUUCACAGAAGACUGUCCCAAAUCCCUGCUGAUCCCGUAUCUGGACAGCUUGGUGCAGCAUCUUCACGUCAUCAUGGUAGCCAAGCUGCAAGAGCUGAUCCAGAAGGGCACCAAACUGGUCCUGGAGCAGGUGGUGACGUCCAUCGCCUCUGUGGCCGACACUGCAGAAGAGAAGUUUGUGCCGUACUACGAUCUGUUCAUGCCCUCGCUCAAACACAUCGUGGAGAACGCCGUGCAGAAGGAGCUCCGGCUGCUGCGUGGAAAGACCAUCGAGUGCAUCAGCCUCAUUGGGCUCGCCGUUGGCAAGGAGAAGUUCAUGCCAGAUGCAUCAGCCGUCAUGCAGCUGCUCCUCAAAACCCAGACAGACUUCAAUGACCUGGAGGAUGACGAUCCUCAGAUCUCGUACAUGAUCUCAGCUUGGGCCAGGAUGUGUAAGAUCCUGGGGAAGGAGUUUCAACAGUACCUGCCUGUAGUGAUGGGCCCCCUGAUGAAGACUGCCUCCAUCAAGCCUGAAGUGGCCCUACUUGACACCCAGGACAUGGAGAGCAUAUCCGAGGAUGACGGCUGGGAGUUUGUGAACCUGGGAGACCAGCAGAGUUUCGGCAUCAAGACGGCCGGCCUGGAGGAGAAGGCCACAGCCUGCCAGAUGCUGGUGUGUUAUGCCAAAGAGCUGAAGGAGGGCUUUGUGGAGUACACAGAGCAGGUGGUGAAGCUGAUGGUCCCUCUACUCAAAUUCUACUUCCACGAUGGUGUGCGGGUGGCAGCAGCCGAGUCCAUGCCCCUGUUGCUUGAGUGUGCGAGAGUCCGAGGACCAGAGUACCUCACCCAGAUGUGGCACUUCAUGUGCGACGCUCUCAUCAAGGCCAUCGGCACCGAACCAGACUCAGACGUCCUGUCGGAAAUCAUGCACUCUUUCGCCAAGUGCAUUGAGUUGAUGGGAGACGGCUGCCUGAACAAUGAGCAUUUUGAAGAGCUGGGCGGCAUCUUAAAGGGAAAACUGGAGGAGCAUUAAAACCAGGAGCUCCGACAUGCAAAGAGACAGGAUGAAGAUUAUGAUGAGCAGGUGGAGGAAUCCUUACAAGAUGAGGAUGAGAACGACGUGUACAUCCUGACCAAAGUGUCGGACAUCCUGCACUCGGUGUUCAGUAGUUACAAAGAGAAGGUGCUUCCUUGGUUUGAGCAGCUUCUGCAGCUCAUCGUCCAGCUCAUAUGCACCAGCAGGCCGUGGGCGGACAGACAGUGGGGUCUGUGCAUCUUCGACGACGUGGUGGAGCACUGCAGCCCCGCCUCCUUCAAAUACGCUGAGUAUUUCCUGCGGCCGAUGCUGCAGUCGCUGUGUGACACGAGUCCUGAAGUUCGGCAAGCGGCAGCCUAUGGUGUCGGCGUCAUGGCUCAGUAUGGAGGAGAGAACUACCGCCCGUUCUGUACAGAGGCCAUCCCGCUGCUGGUCCGAGUCAUCCAGUCAGCCGACUCUCGCGUCAAGGAGAAUGUCAACGCCACGGAAAACUGCAUCUCCGCCGUAGGAAAGGUCAUGAGGUUUAGACCAGAGUGCGUUAACGUCAACGAGAUCCUUCCCCACUGGCUCAACUGGCUGCCUCUCAACGAGGACAAAGAGGAGGCCGUGCACACGUUCGACUUGUGUGACCUCAUUGAAAGCAACAAUCCCAUCGUCCUCGGACCAGAUAACGCCAACCUUCCCAAGAUUUUCCUCAUCAUCGCAGACGGAGUUGCAAACGAAUCAGUCAAGAGUGAAGACGCGUGCAGCAAACGGCUGGCAAAUGUGAUCCGUCAAGUACAGAUGUCGGGAGGACUAUGGACGCAGUGUGUAUCGACACUGAACGAGACGCAGCAGAAAGCCAUACAGGACCUACUGAAUACUGCCUGAAGCCCUGGUCACCUCCCCGCUCUUCAAAAAAAUAAAUCUCACGAAGAAAAGUUGAGCUCCUGGACCUCUUCCAUACACUCCCUCUUCUUCCUCCUGCUCUGAUCUGUAGUGUGUAUGGACGCCAGCUUCAAACCCCCCUCCCUCUCGCUAUCACCACCCCAACUAUCAUAUAACUCAACAUUCAGCCAAAUGGGGGAGCAGGUUGGAUAUUUAUGACAAUGGAGGACAUUGGCCAUCCACCUCAAAGACUUUCACCCUGUACCCAAGGAAGUGGGAACCAGAGUAAAGUGUCCCUGUCCCAUCGCAGUCUGAUAUCUGGACGUUUUGUUUCCAACCAUUCCCUGAUGUUUGACUUGUCUCUUCGUGCCCAGAGGGACUCAUUCUCCACGUCGCCCAAAACACAAACACAUUGGACAGUCAGGGGGCCAAUGUGGGGGGAAAUAGGGACAGGACAUUACUGUGGACUGAGCAAUUGAAUGCACACUUUGGGCGAUCACUGCCUGUCUCCUGUGAAAUUUACUUUUUGUAUUUUUAUUUUUUUCUCAGUUCGUGUUCCCAGUGUUACAUUGGGGGGGAAACAGCUUCUUGUCUGCUACUGCUUGGAGGGAUUGGUUUUAAAAAAUGAUAAGUAAUGGCAUGGUAAGUUGCUAGAAAACAUAGUUUGAAAAUCUAAUUUUUUUUUAAAGCAGCUUCCUUCCAUUAGCAUUCAAGAUCGCUGUUCAUUCUGGAGAUGAAAUGUUUGCUUAACGGUUCCCAGCCCUUUAGGUAGCAGUGUAUAAGUAAGGGGCUCUCAGAAAAUCAGAGCAAUAAAACUGUUGUUGGUCACAGCCACAUGGCACGUGAUGAGUUGGAGGAACAUGGCUUGUAGAGUAUUUGUAAAAUGCGUGUUACCAUACUCUUAACUUUAUGGUUUUGACCCUUUGCAGCCCUGCAGGUAUGUGAUGAAUUCUGGAAAAUACCAACAAUAAAGUUCCACUUGAAUUCUGA